Spodoptera litura is the source of this 4729-nucleotide messenger RNA. RefSeq names its product tyrosine-protein kinase Fer (gene FER). Gene Ontology annotation, molecular function: ATP binding; non-membrane spanning protein tyrosine kinase activity. Gene Ontology annotation, biological process: peptidyl-tyrosine phosphorylation. NCBI's taxonomy places the organism in Eukaryota, Metazoa, Arthropoda, Insecta, Lepidoptera, Noctuidae. The record is from RefSeq and is a predicted model, not a curated record.
UGGGCCAGCCAGCAGCGCUCGCGGCACCAGCCCGCAGCUCGACCAGACGUAAUGUGCUCGCGAUAGAUGGCAUUCAGGUCGGACGACGUUACCGAGCGGACGCGCGUUCUCAUAUUUCGAGCGCGCUCACCUCGAUCGUUGAACAUUUCUAUCGAAAGUUUUUGUUGUACAGUUUUUAUUUAGCUUUUACUGUUAGACUGCUACGCGGGUGCUAGUACUAAGAAAAAAAAUUCAAAGUCCAUAUUUAAAAGCUUACGUGUUCUCCUUUCUCUGUUGUGGUUGCCAUAAAUUGAAUUUUGUUACGAGGUGACGUAUAAACACUGUGCCGGUGAUAACGGAGAAUGAUGUGAAUAGUGUUGUGUUUAUGUUUGUGAUGUGCAGUUUAGUGUAGACGUGGGUUGUUUACAAUGGGGUACGCGUCGAGCGGAGCGGGGCGCGCUGCGCACGAGGCGCUGCUGGCCCGCCAGGAUGCAGAGUUGAGGCUCAUGGAGACCAUGAAGCGAAGCCUACAGGCUAAGAUGAAGAGCGACCGGGAGUACGCCCUCGCACUAUCUGCCGCUGCCGCACAAGGCCAGAAGAUGGACAAGUGUGAAGAACUUAACGGGUCCGUGAUAGCAUCUGCCUGGCGGGCCAUGACCGAAGAAUGGGAGAAUAUCAGCCGCCUUAUCAGGGCUAACGCUGAGGCUCUAGAAUCUAAAGCCCUAGACAGACUUACAACCCUCAUGACAGAACGAAGAAAGUCAAGGAAAGUGUAUCAAGAAGAUCAUACAAAAAUCUCUUCGCAGUUCACACAGCUGUCAGAGGAGGUCCAGAGGAAACAGAGCGAGUACCAAAAAUGCCUCGAGUCUUACAAGCAGAUGAGGGCCAAGUUCGAGGAGAACUACCUCAAAUGUCCUACAAGCCGAGGCGGUCGCAAGUUGGAUGAGACCCGUGACAAAUACGGCAAGGCCUGCAGACGGCUACAUAGAGCUCAUAAUGAGUAUGUGCUUCUGCUGGCUGAGGCUACGGAGUGCGAGAGGGCGCUGCGAACUGCUGCAUUACCGACGCUAUUGGAUCAGCAACGCCGGCAGGGAGAGGCUACUGCCACGUCUUGGAAAGGCGUGCUCCUAGAAGUGGUGCAGAGGUCAGACUUCAGUACAGACAAGUUCAGAGAGAUUCAGACCAAAAUAGAGACCACGAUACAGAACCUGAGGCCACAGGAUGAAUACAAGGAGUUUAUUGAGAAGUACAAAUCGCCACCUUCAACGCCGGUCACCUUUAACUUCGAUGAAAGCCUCGUCGAAGACACGAGCGGAAAGCUGCAACCGAACCAGUUGACUGUUGACAAUUUAACGGUGGAAUGGUUGAAGGAGAAGUUGACGGAGCUGGAGAACACGCUACAGGACAACAGGGAGAAGCAGUCAGCUCUGCAGGGUCCUGAGAUCAUUGGGAACGGAGUCUGCAAGAACAACAAUACUGGACUCACUAAUGGAGUUAAUGGUAUUGAUAGGCAUUCACCGCCACCAUUGCCAGUGACGACCUCAGAGCCCAUAAAACUUUUGGAACUCCGUGUAGCAGAACGCAAAUGUGCCAAACAAGCCGAGAUGAUCAGGUCAGCCCUGGCUGAACUGGGCUGUGAAGAGGCACCCAGUGGAUGCCCUGAUCUAUCUGCUGAGACUGUGGGCGUUGAUAGUCUGGACGGCAGCUCGCCUGAUCACCAGGAUCGCUCCUCAAUCGGGUCUAAGGCGUCGACAGACGUUCUAAGAUUGCACCUCCACUCAAUAAUACCACCGAAGCCCUUCUUCAAAUUAUUCACGCGGCCGUUCCGACGCAAAUCUGCGCCUUCCAGUCCGGCGCUACCACCCAAGACGUAUAGAAGCAGCAGUGAGGGCCCUGCUGACUCGGUGAGUGUGAGCGAGACAGAGAGGUCUUUGGUGGAACAAGAGUGGUUCCAUGGUGUGUUACCACGAGAAGAGGUUGUGAGGCUUCUGAGGGCAGAUGGAGACUAUCUGGUGCGAGAGACCACGAGGAACCAUGCGAGGCAACUGGUGCUGUCCGUGUGUUGGGGACAACACAAACACUUUAUUGUGCAGACGACCCCUGAGGGUCAUUACCGUUUCGAAGGAGCCGCGUUCCCCUCAGUAGCUGAGCUGAUAGCAUGGCAGAGGACCAGUGGAGUACCAGUGACUGCUCGAUCCGGAGCCCUACUUCGACGCGCAGUGCCACGGGAGAACUGGGAGCUAAACAAUGACGAUGUACAACUACUGGACAAGAUUGGACGAGGUAACUUCGGAGACGUGUACAAGGCUCGGCUGAAGAGCACCAAUCAGGAGGUGGCAGUAAAGACAUGCAGGGUGGCGUUACCAGACGAGCAGAAACGGACCUUCUUGCAAGAAGGUCGCAUCCUUAAGCAGUACCAGCAUCCGAACAUAGUACGGCUAAUUGGCAUAGCUGUGCAGAAGCAGCCCAUUAUGAUCGUCAUGGAACUCGUGCCUGGUGGUUCCCUCCUCACAUUCCUGCGUACACGAGCAUCCUCAUUAAGCUCCCGGUCUCUCCUGGCGAUGUGUCGAGACGCUGCUGGUGGCAUGCGCUACCUGGAGUCCAAGAACUGUAUCCAUCGUGACCUUGCAGCCCGGAACUGUCUCGUGGGAGACGACAACAUUGUCAAGAUAUCUGACUUCGGCAUGUCGAGAGAGGAGGAGGAAUAUAUCGUGUCGGGAGGCAUGAAGCAGAUUCCUAUUAAGUGGACUGCUCCGGAGGCACUUAAUUUUGGAAAAUACACAUCGCUAUGUGACGUGUGGAGCUACGGUGUGCUGAUGUGGGAGAUAUUCUCCAAGGGUGACACUCCUUACGCAGGCAUGAGCAACUCACGAGCUCGCGAGAAAAUUGAUACAGGUUACAGAAUGCCAGCGCCCGAAGGCUGUUCCGAAGACGUAUACGCUCUAAUGUUACGCUGCUGGGAGUACGAGGCAGAAAAGCGACCACACUUCCAUCAGAUAUACACGAUCAUAGACAAUAUUUACAAUAGGUAACACUAUUGGUAUAAUGUCAUGUGCUAAAUUUUGUACGCCAUCUUGUCUUUCAACCCUAGGUCUCCUGUCAAAUUCAGUAGAAAUUUUUGAUGAAAUAAAACUGCGGAUAUUCUAUUGCUGAUGGUGUCUAUGUUGAAGUAUAGUCCAUCAGGGACACAACGCAUUUAUUUCGACAGUCCACGAGACAGAACGGUUUUAAAUAAGUGCCUAUCUAAAGGGAAAGGACACAUUAUUAUGAAAAAUCUUCGAAUUAAACUGAUAAUAAUUUGAAAAUAACGUCUUAUUUAUGAACGAAAACUUGAAUCUACUUUACCCAGUUUACGACCAGGGUUAGCGACAUUAAAAAAUAUUUUUUUGUAAACAUUCAUAAUUAAAAAAUAUUUGUGUAAAAUAAAUAUACUUUACUCAUUUUCCAUUAUACAAUAGGCAACUGAAUUCUGUAUUGUUUGUUUAAGUUUUGUUAUAUAAUUAUGUUAUGUGUUAAAUAAUAAAAUUGUACUUGUAUGUAGUGACUAUAUCUUUUUGUAUUAUAAAUGGAUGUGUUGAGUAUUUCGAAGAGACAAUAGGGGGUCUGUGAUUAUUAAAAAAAUCUUAGUCAUUGUGCAUGAUUUGUUGAGAGGGUGAUUUUUUUUGGUGAUGAGGGCAAAGUCAAAAUGCACUUUUAAAUGGCAGCACGUAUAUAGUUUAAAACUUUUGCCCUCUUUGUAAAAUGUGAUUGCCAUGUCCAAUUUCUGACUCUAUAAAUCUUCAUAAAAAGGUAAAGUCGGUCUUAUCUUUAGCUUUUCUAUACUUACUUUUCAAUUAAACAUUAAUUUGCCUUCUAGUCUACAAUAAUACUAAUUGUAAGACAGUGUUCACGGUUAUUCUUGAACCUUAAAAAUGUCCUUAAAUGAAUAUUGUUGUUAAGGUGAAGGUGCUUUUUGAGAAUCUCUCUCCCUCUAUUGUUUCUUUUAGUAUACAUACUUAUAAGCGCUAGACAGUGUUCUUUAUAAGUAAUCGAAGUGUUGAUCUCUUACGAAUGGUACUUUAGCGAUAGAUGGAAAUAAUAGUAUAUAAGUACAACAUAUUAUAUCAGUUCUGACUGACAUAUCUACGUAUAUUUUGUAUUCAAGUACAAUGUUAAGCCUAAUCUAGUUUAUAUGUACCUAUAUGAAAAAUAAUCUGUAUUUGUAAAGUAUAGCAUCAAAUGUUAGAUUUAAUUUAGACAUUGUAGAUUUUUUGUAAUUGAACCAUUAAGGUAUGGAAUAAAACCUUUCUUGAAAUCAGCCUACCGUCCUAGGCAACUUUUUUUGUAUAACUUGGUAGUGUAUGGACUUCUAACAUUGUAACUUGACUAAGAAAGUUAUGAAGAAAGUCAAUUAUAUUUUAUUAAUUUCAGUAUAUAAACAAUAUGAGAAGAAAAUAUCCUUCCUAAGGGCUUCCAUACUUUCUGAAGAUUAUAUAAUGAAUAUUUUAGUAGUUUUUUAAUUAAGAUAGAUGUAACUAGUGGCAAUAAAGGACAUGUUUGUGAUAUCUUUAAUGCUUCCACAGAAUAGUGUAACAAUAUAUUAAGUUUAAGAUGUAAUGUUUAUCUCUUGCCUAGUAUAAUUGCAUGUUAUUAUUAAUUGAUAUUUUAACACAAAGUGAGAUAUAAAUGUAUAGGCAGUCUAGUAUUUUAAUUGAACUCUAUAUCAAAACUAUGUAAAUAUAUUUCGUACAACAUUAAAGUGCCAGACAUU